AGUAAGCGGUCAACCGCCUCGGCUGCCCGGGAAAGCGAUCCUGAGUCUUGGCUCCACCCCGUGAAAGAUUUAAACCAAAGACAAUUUGUUUCAACACCGACGCCUUAACGCCAACGCGACUCCUCCCUUAAGACUGUCACUUCCUCUCCCAGUCAUUUUCACAAACACCGUCACCGCAAAAUACUUUCAAAAGAAAAAGGGAAAAACCAGCAUCAUGCUUCGAAGGUCAAUUUUGGAAUUAUCAAGUCGCCGAGGGUCUCCUCGGAGAAUUCCCAGGCAAAUUAUAUCCCAGCGUUCAUCAACGUUUAUUUAUUCAAGAAAACGAUUCUCGACGUCUCCCGGAAACAAUGCUACUCCGAAACCUGGUUCAGCCGGAGGUCCACCUGAAUCGAAGAAUGGGUUUUCAAAAGUUGUCCUUGGAACUGCUAUUAUUGGUGGUGCUGUCUUGGUUGCUUACCAAGCUGGAUAUUUAGAUCAAUAUCUUGGCGAAGGCCCCAAGGUUUCUAUUGAUUCAACGAAAAUUGGUUUUGAUGGGAAAGAUGAAAAGGAUAACCAAGUUGUUUCUUCUCAUAAUGAAGAUAUAAACAAAUUGACUCCUGACCAAAAAGCUGCAACUCAUAUUGAUCAUUCUUCUCAGUCUGAAACGUCGAGUGAAACCCAAGGUGAAAACCAGUCUAAUGUGGAAGACAAGUCGAAUGAGACACUUGGAGAAAGCACAAGAUCCAUACCGGAAAAGGCAUUGCCAGAAUAUUCUCAGAGCAGUUUGCCAUCUGCUGAUCACAAUGUAGAUGCUGCUGUAUCAGCUGAGGGGAAUCUCAAAAAGAUUGAGUCUGAAACUGCAACGGUACCAAACAAGGAAUUUCAGGAUAUUCCAUUGGAUACCCAGUCAAUUGCAUUCCUUGGAGAAAAGGAGACAAAAACUGUGCCAUCUCUUAAUACCGCAGACAGGCCGCUGGGCAAAUCAAAUAAAGAUCUAGAAGUUCCAAGUUCUCUUCUUGAUACCUAUAACCUUAGGGAAAAGGCAGAUGAAAGCUAUUUGACUUCUCUAAACAGAAAAUAUGAGCAGCUUUCUAAAGAAACAGAGGCUUUUGGUACAGCAAUUGAGGAACUGAACGACGGAUAUUUAUCGAAGGAUGGAAAAUUAGUUCUUGACUUCCUACAAGCCAUUCAUGCUGCUGAAAAGCGGCAAGCUGAGCUGGAUGCACAUGCUUUUGCUGAAGAAAAGCGAGCAUUGAAGGAGAAAUAUGAAAAGGAAUUAAGGGAUUCAAGAGCCAGGGAACUAAUGCAUACAGAAGAGGCAGCCAUAUUGGAUAAGGAAUUAAAGAGAGAAAGAUCAAAAGCAGCAGCUGCUAUAAAAUCCCUUCAAGAAAAAAUGGAAGAGAAACUUAGGGUGGAAGUUGAAGAAAAGGAAAGAGAAGCUGAAAUGAAGUUCCAAAAAGCUCAGGAACUAGGAAAAGCAGAAUUGGCUGCAGCGAUUGCAAAUGAGAAAGCAGCACAGAUUGAAAAAAUUGCAGAAGCAAAUUUUCAUAUAAAUGCCUUAUGUGUGGCAUUUUAUGCACGAUCUGAAGAAGCAUGCAAGAUUCAUUCUGUUCACAAGCUUGCUUUGGGAGUGCUUGCACUAGGUGAUGCACUUUCUAAAGGAUUACCAAUCCAGAAAGAAAUAGAUGCUCUGCGCACCUACCUUGAAGGCAUUGAGAAGGAUUCAGCAUUAGAUUUGGUCUUUUCAUCUCUUCCAGAAGAAACUCGGUACCAUGGAACAGACACUCUGCUAGAGUUGAAUCAAAAGUUUAAUGCCUUGAAAGGGACCCUAAGGCACUUCAGCCUAAUUCUGCCUGGUGGUGGUGGCAUCUUGACGCAUUCUUUAGCACAUAUUGCAUCCUGGUUAAAGGUGAAGGAAGUUGACCAAUCUGGUGAAGGGAUUGAAUCUUUAAUCAGUAGAGUUGACAAUUACUUGGCUGAAGGAAAGCUCGCUGAAGCAGCAGCCGCCUUAGAACAAGGUGUCAAAGGUAGCCAAGCAGAGGAGAUCGUUGGUGAUUGGGUGAAACGAGUGAGAAAUAGGACCAUUACAGAGCAAGCGUUAACAAUACUUCAAUCAUAUGCUACUUGCAUCAGUCUUACCUGAUUUCUCAGUUCUGAAUAUUUGGCUCAAACAAUGCCUAGGUGUUUCAAUAUUCAGAGUUACCUGUUGCCAGCUGAAUUGACAUAAAUAAUAUUCAUCUUAUGCUAUAACAACCUAACUCUGAUUCAGCAUAUUGCAUUGCUGUGAUGAGAAUGGCCAUUGCAACCAACUGCAAACGGAACUUUUCAGCUUUCUUUAUGUAGAAGGUAUAUACCUAUCAACUAAUUCAUAAUUUGUUUUGUUACUUACAGCCUAAUUUGGUUAUUAAAUCACUGAAUUGAUUAUUGGCUUUAAUUAUUGUGUUUGUAUAUUAUGAUCCCAUAUAAUUUUUGGGUUUUGGUUGUUGAGCUCUGAUAAUCAACAUUAUUCAAAGAAAAUA
Molecule: messenger RNA, 2498 nt
Organism: Durio zibethinus
Lineage: Eukaryota; Viridiplantae; Streptophyta; Magnoliopsida; Malvales; Malvaceae
Product: MICOS complex subunit
Biological process (GO): cristae formation
Cellular component (GO): MICOS complex
Source: RefSeq, a predicted model, not a curated record